Molecule: messenger RNA, 888 nt
Organism: Pipistrellus nathusii (Nathusius's pipistrelle)
Lineage: Eukaryota; Metazoa; Chordata; Mammalia; Chiroptera; Vespertilionidae
Source: the annotation of a GenBank genome assembly
AUGACGGGGCUGUACGAGCUGGUGUGGCGGGUGCUGCACGCUCUGCUCUGCCUGCACCGCACGCUCACCUACUGGCUCCGCGUGCGGUUCGGCACCUGGACCUGGAUCUGGCGGCGCUGCUGCCGCGCCGCCUCCGCCGCGGUCCUAGCGCCGCUUGGGUUCACGCUCCGCAAGCCCCCGGCCGCGGCGGGCAGGCACCGGCGGCCGCCCCGGCACCCCCCGCGCGGGGGGCCCGGCCCGGGCGCCCCCCACCCGCGGCUGCGCUGGCGCGCGGACGGCCGGUCGCUGGAGAAGUUGCCGGUGCACAUGGGCCUGGUGGUCACCGAGGAGGAGCCCGAGACCAGCUUCUCGGACAUCGCGAGCCUCGUGGUGUGGUGCAUGGCCGUGGGCAUCUCCUACAUCAGCGUCUACGACCACCAAGGUAUUUUCAAAAGAAAUAAUUCCAGAUUGAUGGAUGAAAUUUUAAAACAACAGCAGGAACUUCUGGGCUUAGAUUGUUCUAAAUACUCAACAGAGUUUGCAAAUAGUAAUGACAAAGAUGAUCAAGUUUUAAAUUGCCAAGUGGCGGUGAAGGUCCUGUCCCCGGAAGAUGGAAAAGCAGAUAUCGUACGAGCUGCUCAGGAAUUUUGCCAGUUAGUAGCCCAGCAGCAAAGUAAAUCCACAGAUUUGGAUGUGCAAAUGUUAGACAGUUUACUUAGUUCAAAUGGUUUUCCUGAUCCUGAUGUAGUACUGAAGUUUGGGCCUGUGGAGAGCACGUUAGGCUACCUUCCCUGGCACAUCCGAUUGACUGAGAUUAUCUCCUUGCCUUCCCACCUGAACAUCAGCUAUGAGGACUUUUUCUCCGCCCUGCGCCAGUAUGCAGCGUGCGAACAGCGUCUGGGAAAGUAG